UCAAUCACAAAAAUUGUCUCCGUUUCGACACCCUCUCGAUAUCCACUCGUAGACCUUCCCACCUCAGGUACGACGACCUGCUGUUUCUGACUCACCAUACGAAAGGAGAACCUACAAAUAUCCCAUGCCAAUGGAUCUCACCUAAGACCUCGUAUACACCUUCAACACACCUCCCCCGCAAUCUCCGUGGACAAGAAAAAGAUUUCCAAAAUUGACCGCCGCAAUGGCGUCGACAACGGGCAAUGGCGAGAGCCAUUCUCCCAUCCAACUCCAGAGUGCCAAUGGCCAACCUGAAAAUCCUUACGCGCAACUGGUUUCUGACCAAAAGAUCGCUAUCGUUCCUUCCUUUACCCUCGAAUCGGGCGUCAUCCUGAAAAACGCCCCUGUGGCAUAUACCACGCGCGGGCAACUAUCCGAGAACGGAGACAAUGCGCUGGUAAUAUGCCAUGCGCUCAGUGGCAGCGCAGACGUGGCAGACUGGUGGGGUCCACUCCUCGGAGGACCGGGACAGGCUUUCGACACGACAAGAUUCUUCAUUGUCUGCUUGAAUAGCCUGGGGAGUCCCUACGGCAGCGCUAGCCCUAUGACGAACAAAGAUGGCGAUCCUACACUGGGAAGAUAUGGCCCAGAAUUUCCUCUUACCACGAUAAGAGAUGACGUGAAUAUCCAUAAAAUUGUCCUCGACUCCCUAGGCGUCCGACAAAUAGCGUGUGUUGUGGGCGGAUCCAUGGGAGGCAUGCUAUGCCUCGAAUAUGCAUAUUUUGGAAAAGACUAUGUGAGGUGCAUUGCACCAAUCGCUACAUCAGCAACCCACAGUGCUUGGGGGAUCAGCUGGGGCGAAGCACAGCGACAAGCUAUAUAUUCAGACCCGAAGUAUGAGGAUGGAUACUACCAAUUCGAAGAUCCCCCCACCGCAGGCUUGGGGGCUGCGCGCAUGUCUGCCCUCCUCACCUAUCGAAGCCGAGAUUCGUUCGAGGCCCGGUUUGGACGAAACACACCCGACCUUUCGAAGAGGCAGCAAAUCAACCAAGAGAAUGGCAAUGGUAAAGGAUCUUACAAUGAGCAUUGGUCGAUUCAUAAUCACGGCCACAGCCGUGCCAAAGGCUCUCGCCCUGUCUCCCGCAGCGGCACCGUAUCGGAAUCGCAAAGGGGGGAAUCAUCGUCAUCAGAUGACGCGCAGACGGCGACGUUCAAAGAUCCUCAGUUCAGUGGCAACACGGAGUACACAGUGCCUGUACCAGUCGUCAGCCGCAAAGGUUCGCGGCCCACCAACCACUACUUUUCGGCCCAGUCGUACCUGCGGUAUCAAGGUACGAAGUUUGUGACACGAUUCGAUGCCAAUUGUUAUAUCGCGAUCACGCGCAAGCUCGACACUCAUGAUGUGUCAAGAAACCGCACGUCCAGCGUGAAGGAUGCCUUGGCGCUGAUCCAGCAACCUGCCUUGGUGUUAGGCAUCGAGUCUGAUGGGCUUUUCACGAUCGCCGAGCAGGAAGAGCUUGCUAAGGAUAUUCCCAAUGGGCGGCUAGGCAAGAUCGAUAGCCCUGAAGGGCAUGAUGCGUUCCUGUUACAGUUUGAGCAGGUCAACAGCUAUCUGCUGGGAUUCUUCCGAGAAUUCCUUCCCGAGAUCAUGAACAAACCUGGCAUUGCGAGCGCCCAAGGUGAAAAUGGAGAAGUUAAGGAUGGAGUUGGUCAGAUGACCAAGAGCAGCACCUUUGGAGAGGCUGAGGUUGGUGAUUUGACUGCUUGGUGAGAAGUUGAAACGCGAAAAACCCGGUUCAAAGCGGGAUGAAUGAGACGAGGAAAGUUCCAGACCCAGUUCAACUCUGGGUACAGGCUUUUGCUCGUCAGAAAGGAGCGAGCUGUAUAAACUUGUAUCGUUGUCGUCGGUCGAGGCCGCAUUCACAAGAUACCCGGAGCCAAAGCAGGGUGGGAUUCUAUAUGCAGACAAUGAAGACAAAGAAUUUAAUGUUCGAA
Exophiala xenobiotica is the source of this 1974-nucleotide messenger RNA. Its product is annotated as homoserine O-acetyltransferase. Gene Ontology annotation, molecular function: homoserine O-acetyltransferase activity. The transcript is spliced from 3 exons. The coding region runs from base 224 to 1750 and encodes 508 amino acids. Lineage: Eukaryota; Fungi; Ascomycota; Eurotiomycetes; Chaetothyriales; Herpotrichiellaceae. The record is from RefSeq and is a predicted model, not a curated record. Gene Ontology annotation, biological process: L-homoserine metabolic process.